AUGUUCGACACGGAGAAAUUUAUCGAGGAGAUCGAGAAACGACCGGCGAUAUACGAUGUGAAUCGUAGCGAGUACAACGACCGUAACGCCAAGAUGACCGCGUGGGACGAGGUCUGCCAGGUGAUGGUACCGAAUUGGGCGUGCUUGACGGACGGGGAGAGAAACGUAGAAGAGAAAAAUUUACGCGGGAAAUGGAGAAAUAUCCGUGACUAUUUUAUGAAAGAACUGAAACUUCAGAAAUCGCAGAAAUUAGGACCGUCCGGUCGAAAGCGAAAGAAAUACAUGUAUUUCGAUCAGCUGUUGUUCCUGAUGCCUAUGGUGGAGAAUAAACGAAAUUCUGGGACCAUAUUAAAUAAUUGCAAAUCCGAGGAGAGCGAGGGUGAAAUUGAUAAUCCUGUGAUCGAGGAAUACGACGUACCAUUGGCCCAUGCCGCUCCCUCGAUUACGACCGGCAGAGAAUACCUUCAACCGGGCGCCUCCAAUAAAAUGUGUCCCCGUUAUCCGAAGCAGCUUUGCGAGACGUCGUUCACGUCCUUCGAUAAUGAAAUUCACGAUAUCCUGUCGUCGCACAGCAGCCAACGGGUCGCGUACGACGAGGACGACUACGACAAAAUGUUUCUGCUUUCUUUAUUGCCGAUCAUACGGCAGGUACCGGAAGAGAAGAAACUCGACGUUAGGAUACAGAUGCAACAAGUCUUGGCCUUGGCGCUUCGUCCGCCGGACAAUAAGCAAUGA
Molecule: messenger RNA, 735 nt
Organism: Habropoda laboriosa
Lineage: Eukaryota; Metazoa; Arthropoda; Insecta; Hymenoptera; Apidae
Exons: 3
Coding region: 1-735 (244 amino acids)
Biological process (GO): regulation of transcription by RNA polymerase II
Cellular component (GO): nucleus; transcription regulator complex
Molecular function (GO): DNA binding
Source: RefSeq, a predicted model, not a curated record